Dictyostelium purpureum is the source of this 1581-nucleotide messenger RNA. RefSeq lists its product as uncharacterized. The coding region runs from base 1 to 1581 and encodes 526 amino acids. Gene Ontology annotation, biological process: mRNA splicing, via spliceosome. Lineage: Eukaryota; Evosea; Eumycetozoa; Dictyosteliales; Dictyosteliaceae. Gene Ontology annotation, molecular function: protein binding. The record is from RefSeq and is a predicted model, not a curated record. The transcript is spliced from 5 exons. Gene Ontology annotation, cellular component: precatalytic spliceosome.
AUGAGUAAUACUCAUCACCAUAAUAUUGAAAUUCAGUCACAAGACGUUAUAAAAUUAAUUUUACAAUUUUUAAAAGAAAACUCUUUAGGAAAUUCACUAAAUACAUUACAAGAAGAAACAGGUAUAAAUUUAAAUAUAGUAGAUAAUAAAGAAACUUUUCUAAAUGAUGUAAAGAAUGGAAAUUGGGACAGUGUAUUAGAUGUUUUAUCAACCUUAAAACUUUCAGUAGAUCUAACUAUGAAUAUAUAUGAACAGAUAAUUGUUGAACUUUUACAUUUAAAGGAAUAUGAAAUAGUAAAACAUUUAUUAAGAAAAACAGAACCAAUGAAUUAUAUGAAAUUAAAUCAUCAAGAAAGAUAUUUAAAAUUAGAAAACUAUUUACAAAGAGAAUAUAUAGAUUUAAAUGAUUUUUAUAAAUAUGGUAUUACAACAGAGAAAAAAAGAAAGCAAUUAAUUGAUCAGUUAAAUAGUGAAAUUACAACAGUACCAUCUUCAAGACUAUUAUCAUUAUUAUCACAAUCAUUACAUUGGCAAAAACAUACAGGUGUUAUACCGACAGAUUGCACAGAGUUUGAUUUAUUUAAAGGAGAAUUACCACACAAAAAGAUUGAGGUCGAAGAAGAGGCCACACCAAAUAUUUUAGACAAAACAAUCAAAUUUAACACCAAAAACAAGCCAGAAUCAGUCCAAUUUUCACCAGAUUCUAAAUACCUUGUUACUGGUAGUAUAGAUGGCUUCAUUGAAGUUUGGGACUAUAACACAGGUAAACUUUCAAAGAAUCUAGCAUAUCAAGCAAAUGACGAUUUUAUGAUGCACGACGAUACAAUUCUUUCAAUUACAUUUUCAAAAGAUGGUGAAUAUAUGGCUACUGGCUCUUUAGAUAGUAAUAUUAAAGUUUGGCAAAUUAAAACUGGCAAGUGUCUAAGAAAAUUUGAACCUGCCCACACAAACGGUGUUACUUGCUUACAAUUUUCAAAAAACUCUACCCAAAUUUUAAGUGGCUCAUUCGACUCAUCAUUAAAAAUUCAUGGAUUAAAAUCAGGUAAAGCAUUAAAAAUAUUUAGGGGACAUCAAUCUUUUGUCAAUGAUUGUAGCUAUAAUUCAGAUGAAGAUAGAAUUAUUUCAUGCUCAAGUGAUGGAAAAAUUAAAAUUUGGGAUGCAAAAACAUCAGAUUGUCUUCAAACCAUUACACCAACCCAAGUUGUUACUGUUAAAGAUAUAGCAAUUCGUUCAUUUUUUAUUUUAUUAAAGAACCCAGAAUUUUUAUUGGUAUGUAACUCAUCCUCAGUAAUUUCAAUUGUUUCAAUGAAAACCCAAACCAUCAGCAAAACAUUUUCAAGUGAAAAUAAUAAAACAUUUUUAUGUUGUACCUUAUCACCACAACAAAACUAUCUUUAUGCUGUUGCCGAGGAUAACGAGUUAUACUGUUUCGAUUUAAAUAAUAGUACUUUGGUAAACAAAAUGAAGAUACACGAACAAGAAGUAAUAGCAAUCGCCCAUCAUCCAACUAAAAAUAUUCUAGCAACAAUUUCAGCUGAUUGCCUUUUAAAAACUUGGAUAAAUAACACAAAUAAAAAUUAA